AUGGCCCAGCCACCGGUACUGGCGCUGUUCACUAUCGCAACCUCGGCGGCAGUACCAAUGCUGCUGCACAGAGGGAAGCCAAUAUCCGUUCAAGUAUCAGAUUGGAUAUUGCGCUUUCCCAACUUUCUCAUCUUCAUGCCUCGCGACUGCCCAGAUUGA
Parastagonospora nodorum SN15 is the source of this 159-nucleotide messenger RNA. RefSeq lists its product as hypothetical. The transcript has 2 exons. Bases 1 to 159 code for a protein of 52 amino acids. NCBI's taxonomy places the organism in Eukaryota, Fungi, Ascomycota, Dothideomycetes, Pleosporales, Phaeosphaeriaceae. The record is from RefSeq and is a predicted model, not a curated record.